Molecule: messenger RNA, 516 nt
Organism: Acaulospora morrowiae
Lineage: Eukaryota; Fungi; Glomeromycota; Glomeromycetes; Diversisporales; Acaulosporaceae
Source: the annotation of a GenBank genome assembly
AUGAAAAAGAAAUAUUUGAUAGCUUUAGACGGAUCUGAGAAUGCGGAAUACGCUUUAUCUUGGUCGCUUGAAAAUUUGAUUAAUCCAAGUGAGGAUGAAUUGCUGAUUUUGAGUGUCGGCAUGUUGACCGAUGGAAAUCCUUAUGAAUAUACAGCAGCUACAAGACAUAUAUUAAAUGGAGAUGAACUGAAAUUGCAAAGACAACAAGCAGAAGAACAAGCAAGAAAAUAUGUUAACAAAGGAAAAAAAAUAGUUUCUGAUUUUCUUUAUAACAAAGAAUUUAAUCAGUUUUUAUGUGAAUAUUAUGUCAAUUCAAGUUCCGAUCCAGCGAACUAUAUAGUUGAUUUUGUCAGAGAAAACAAAGUAGAUGUACUCGUACUGGGUCGCCGAGGAGUAGACCAACCAGAAGCAGUGAGUGUGGGAAGCGUCUCCAAGUAUUGUCUUCAUUCAGUGAUGUGUACUGUGGUAAUUGUCCGAAGAAAGACGGAAAUUCAUAAAGAUAACAUUGCACCAUAA